AUUGUAAUCUUUAAAGAAGAGGGAGAUGAGCUUUUAGUCACCUCAGGAGCAACCUAUAUUGCUGUGGUUGCCAUCGAUUUUGGCACAACCUUUAGUGGCUUUGCCUUCGCCUUCAACCACAAAGAUGGAGAGAAAGGUAUCCAUAUGAACAAAGAAUGGGGGACAGAUCAAGGCUACGCUACAAUGAAAGCUCCCACCUGCUUGCUGCUUAACCCGAACAAGAGUUUCAAUUCGUUUGGAUAUGAAGCACAAGAUAGAUUUGCGGAACUGGAGGAGGAGGAGGCCAGAGAAUAUUAUUACUUUGAAAAAUUUAAAAUGGUUCUUCACAAAGAUGAGGUAAUACAUCUAUUAAGCUUCCAAUUAUUUUUAGGGGGUUCCAAUUGGUCAAAAUAAUUAAUAUUGUAAUGUAGAUUUGUUGCUGAAACCUAAGGCGAAUUCACAACGUAACCCAGUCCUCUUCCCAACUUCUUUCUGAAUAUAAACGUGUUGGCUAGUGCUCCCGAGCUGUUGACAUUAUUGCAAGUAUUUUGUUAUUUUUCAAUUAGAACUUGAACAGAGAAACUACUUUGAAGGCAAGCAACGGGAGAGAUAUUGACGCUCUGACCAUAUUCACAUAUUCAAUAUAUUAUAUCCACACGAAAGCCGUUGAAGUUAUUCGGGAGAGAACUGGUGAUGAAAACUUCGGCUCUGGUGAUGUGCAAUGGGUGCUGACUGUGCCGGCAAUUUGGAAGCCAGCAGCUAAGCAAUUUAUGAGAGAAGCAGCAUAUAAAGUAAGGCAUUUAAAAAUAACUAUCAUUUUAAUGUGUUAUUCGCAAUGUUGGUUCUCUUCUUUAACCUUUUAAAAAUUGAGAGUGAUCAGCAUUAAAUUUCUCCAUGCUUAAAGCUCACAAGAUGAACCUGAUUAAUUGGCACUUUGACUACUUUGCUCCUAUAUUUCCUAGGACAUGUACACAUAGUGGCAACAGAUGACAAUCACCUAAAAAUCUUAUAGCGGGGCUCCCGCGCGCGCGAAGCGCGCGUGGGACAGAGCCCCAUACUCAUGGAAUAUGGUCAACCUCUUUUCGUUUGGUUGUCACGUGAUUGACCGAGCGUACGUACGUACGUGCGUACGUACGUACGUACGUACAUACGUACGUACGCGUCUACAGAUGGUACGGGUGGGGUAGGGGAGACUAUCAAAAGGAAGGGAGGGAUGUCUCAAGCAUGUCUUGGCAAGUCCACAUCUUUAAUAUAGGAUUUUAGUAUAGGACAUUCACAAUAUGGUCAAUUGACAGCUGUCAAAACAGGAUACCCACUGACCAGUAUCCCAUGACCAUAUCGCGGGCUCAUGUGUCAACUCAUCGAGGUGACGUGAUUUAUUUGGAAGCUGUCCGCUGACCAGUUAAUUGUUUUACUAGAUCGCGAACAAUGUUCAAUCUCAUACUUUUACUAGUUAAACUGAUAAUGCACACAUAUUGGACAUCAAUGUUUUGAUCAAUUGACAGCUGUCAAAACAGGGUACCCGCUGACCAGUAUCACUUGACCGUAUCGCGGGCUCAGGUGUCGACCCAUCGAGGUCAAGUAUUUUUUUGAAGUUAUCCGCUGACAAGUUACUAGUUUUCAAGUGAUCGCAGGCUCAAGUUCAAGUUUUUUCUAAAUUCAUAUGAAAUAUGUUGUGUUUAUGUGCUACACAAUUAAAAUUUUGAUUGCAAACUGACCUCGGACGCGAAAAUUCAGCCAGCUGUUACAGGCAGGGAAGACAGUUGCCUUUGACUUUUCUCACCAUGGUCACGCGUUGGUCACGCUCUACGUCCAAUUUUUAUGCUCUGAUUGGUCAAAAUUUGACAGGUGAGUUCAUGCGGAAAAUUUAUGCAGCAUCUUGAAUCUUGUUUACUUUGACAGCUGAAGCUGACAGAGUUUUGUGUCAACUUGUGAUGUUUUUAACUGUCUUUUUCCACUGGAUGUGCAAAAUGAAAUUCAGCUGCUAUCAGGAGUCUUCUGUUAUUCAUGGCUAGUUUGUUUAUUGGGUUUUUGGUUGAGGAAUACGUCGCUUGUCAAAGUCGGAAAUCCGAUUUCGGAUAGCAUCGUUUUCGUUUUCACCUUGCUUGAUGCGUAAGAGGAUUGCAAAGUCUGAAGCGAUACUGGCUGUUCUUGAUACCUUUCAGGUGCUGCAUCUCGAAUGGUAAGCCAGAGAAAUUAUUGUAUUUGAUGUUUGUUUUUUGUAUCUAAUUUAAUGAAGUCGAGCGGAGUUUAUGCGGGCAUUUAGUUUAUGCACGUUUGUAAGAUUUGAGACAAUGAUCUGACCGAGUAUCAGGUUUGAUAUAAACUUACAGAACUUUAAAAAGCCUUUAGACAGUUUCUCACCGCAAAUAGAAAGAAAACGUUCCAAAGAAUAUUUAGUUAUAAUUCUGGCCAGAAAAGAAAGCUUUGAGCGAUUUUCUUGCCUCGAGUUCGUCUUUGAAAAAAGCAAACACCGGGAAGCCGGCUUAAAACAUAAACUUAAGCUUGAAGCUUGAAGACUCAGGAUUUUUAGGGACACUUUAAUACUUGUCUUCCUGAAUGAAAAUUGUUGUCUCUGUAUAUGUUUCACCGAAUUAUAUUUCUUUUAUUGAUUGUUAGUAGUCUCUGUUGUAAUUUUAAUCGCUGUGCCGAUUGUUUUCAGUCGUUCAGUGAACAUCGCUUGCAGGAGUACUCAAAAUGCCGCGCGUUAAACCAUUAAAUAAAAAAUAAACAUAAUAAAUUCUUUAUAAUGUUGGAGCGUAACUCUGUUAAUGUUCAUUCAAACACUCGCCACAGCUCGCACUACAAAAGUGAGAACCGGAUGGCCGUAUAGGUGAUUUUGGAAAUUUUUUUAACAGUUUAUGAAUAUUGAAUGAGUCUAAUUUGUAUUGUGAAAUACUGCUUUCUGUCCGAGGUUUGCCGGUAUGAUAAAAACAGUGCCUCAUACUGCUGUUUCACCUCAGUUGUGAUGUAUUAAUGCUACCAAAGGUUGGUUUACACGCACCCAGAUUUGUUGACAAGAUUUUGCAAAGUAAACUUGUCGAACGCAAAAAAGUUGGCCUGAUUUUUUUUCCCACUAAUUAAUCUACGGUGAUCAAGAGCCAUUAUGGCUCUUAAAUGUGAUCGAAGAUCAUUACCAGUUUUUGGGUGUACAAAUGAGGCUAUCAACUCGAUGUAAGAUUUGGUUCACUCUUGGGCUGUUUGCAAAUUAUUUUUCUCUAAAAUCAGGUAGCCUUUCCCUCAAAAGUCACAUAAAUGUGAUCUAAAGUUAACUGAAUUGUGGGAUUCGAAUACAAGUUUAUUGUCUAAUUUAAAUUAUAAAUUUAUUAAUGGGAGCCUCGCUUUUAGCCCUGGCUAAAUCUAUAUAUUACGAUUGAUAAGAACAAAAAACAACAACAACAAUAACAGAAAUAAUGAUAAUGAUAAUGAUAAUGAUGAUGAUGAUGAUGAUGAUGAUAAUGAUAAUAAUAAGACCUGGAAAGAGAAUUGAGAAAACUGUGGAAGUUCAAACAAGGGUUGUGCCUAUUGUUAUCGGGGCACUGGGGACAAUCGCAAAAGGAUUAGUUGGCCAUCUUGAGAGCAUAGGCGUGAAUCUUGAUGUGGUUCAGAUUCAAAAGACUACCUCAUUAGGAAUAGCAUGAAUCCUCUGACAGGUUCUUGACUACUAAGGUUGCAGGGUGUGACCUGUACCUGGAACUGGCUAGGAGCUGAACACUGAGAGUAUAUACAUAAUAACAAUAACAACAACAAUAAUAAUAAUAAUAAUAAUAAUAAUAAUAAUAAUAGUAAUAAUUUUUUUAAAGACACACACUUUUAGUUUAUUAAUAAGACUAAAUUGUAUACAGCGCCGUAGCUAGUAUGAGGCCAACCGAGGCACUCGCCUCGGUAAAAUUUUGACGAAUUUCGCCGAUCAUUUUUAUUUUACAUAAGCGAUCAUCGGAUAUUUUUAACGCAUCAUGAUAUUACAAAGAAUUCAGCAAUUCAGUCAAUAUACUAUGAAAAAAUUACCAUAUCAUCGAUCUCAAGGGGCUACGUACGUUAACUCAAAUUUUUUUUGAAUAAAUACUGAUCAAAACCAUUGGCGAGGUUAACGGUCACCCAGAUUAUGUAGCUUGUUUCUGAUUAUUGCUUUUUAAAUUCCACUUAAAUUAACUCGAAAAAAAGUUACCGAAAGGCCCAGAAAACGCUGCAAAUCGCAUUUCCGAGAGACUAAAGUUAAAAAUUUCUCGGGGGGGGGAGGGGGGGGGCAUGCCCCCGAACCCCCCUAGCAGCUCCCGCCUGCCUCGGUUGGCCGUUUGGUCUGGCUACGGCACUGGUAUAAUUAAUAAUAAUAAUAAACUUUUAAUAAUGACACUAAUUUUUUCAAAAUCUCAUAAAAGAUGCACACAAAACUUCAGUAAAAUAUUCAUAGAUCAAUACAAAGUUCUAUAAUUAACAAUAAUAAUAAACUUUUAAUAACGACACUAAUUUUGUUAAAAUCUUAUAAAAAGAUGCACACAAAACUUCAGUAAAAUAUUCAUAGAUCAAUACAAAGUUCUGGCAAAACCCCUUCCCAAUUCAAAAUUCCAAGAAAUCUCAAAGAGUUAUAAAAAAAAUCAAGUCAAAAGUGUCAAUGGAUGAGAUAAAUGUCAAUGCGCUGAUUCUAAUAAUAUGGAUAAGAUUCGGAUCCAUGAGGAGAAAUAUAAAUCUAUUGCUGUUCAUUUUCCGUACCAAUUUCCCGAUAAGAAGAUGUAACUAAAGAUUAAGAGAUCGAUGAAAAAAAAAACAUUUAAAAAUAAGGAAACACAUCAAUAGUCCGAUUGAAUGGCUCCUUCAACAACUUGAACGUCAAUAGCAACAUUCGUAAUGUCACAUGGCACUCUUCUUCUCCUAGAGCCUCUAAGACAAGCCAACGCAGAUCUCAAGAGUGCGAAUGAGGUUCUGGUUCUGAUCCAUGAGAUGGUUUUGGCAUACUGCCCCCCUUCUUUGAUGGCAAUCAGCUGUGCUAAACGGCUAUGAUACAUCAAGCACUCCUUUCCCAUUCCGCCAGUUGUGGUGAAGACCAAAGGUGUGAAUGCUCCAUGCUUGAUGUCCACAACUCUCCUUGAGUAGAGACACUUUUUCUCGUUCUCAUGGAUACGAUAAAUUUGUUGUAACUUUAAGUCCCUAUAUGAUACAGCUUUAGGGUGACAGACCCUCGCAUCGAAGAAUGUUGAUCUAUGGCAUUCCCAGAAACCAUGUGCGCGGAUAUCUAACCUCGCAUCCUGAGCUUUGUUACAUCCUCUGUUUAAAUGUUCGCCAGAGAUGUCUUGCAGGACAGUAAUCAUCAUCAUCAUCAUCAUCAUCAUCAUCAUCAUAAUAAUAAUAAUAACAAUAAUAAUAAUGUGUGUGAACAGUGCAGUAUGUGCACUGGCAACUGAGUAGGAAGGUCAAACUGAAACGAGCAGAUCAGUGGUACCAACAUACCCCGAGAGGCAGAGGGUCUGGAUUGGGUCAACUGACAACUGACAAAUAGCCUAAAAUUUAACCAUCGCCAGAAAUUUCGAAUCAACAUGCGCAAGUGUCCUAGUAGUAUUUAUGUUAAACUAAAUGAAUACGUACCUUUCAAGUUUUAUCCGUUUAGGUUUUAAGGUAAACAGAUGUGCAAAUUGACUGUAAAGGACUUGUAUGGCUGUCGGCGAUAAAACGCCGAAACAGGGCCCAGUUAAAGUGUUUCAGUUCGCGUCCAAGUUCGUCGGGUACAACCACUUUGCAUCGGUUCUGCGUUUUAAAGAAAAUUACUUUCAGGUCCAGUUACAUUUUGCACUUCCCCAUAGAAAUUUCUUUCGGUUUUUUAACUUUGAAAACACCGUAAAUUUCAGUAUGGACUCCACGGCGAAAUUUUCCGAUAUUCGCUUUUCAGUAUCUCUUUUCAGUAUGCAAAAACGUCCUUUUGGAGAGACAAUACACAUUUCAGAAUAAUUGACAGUUUUUGUCGUUCAGCGGUUCCUUUUUUUUUCCCAAUAUUAUAGCUGUCAAUUUUUCUGAGUGGAAUGCGGGAGAUUUUCACCUUGUCAUGACCGAGAUUUUCGGAAACGUCCCGGCGACUUCCGAAGAUUUCCGACUAAUUUCCGAAGACUUCCGAACGAUUCCCGGACGUUGCUGAAAACUAAAUGUCCCCAGACGUUUCGAAGACGUUCGAGUACUUCCGAAGCUACUUAAACGACGACAAUUUUAGCGAGCUUUUGUUUCGUUAUAGUGUGCAAAACAGUCCGUUCUUUGUGUAUUCAAGUACGUUUAAAGUACGUUUGAGGAUAAAAGACCGACUGUUUUGCAGUCUAGUUAGAACUCAAAAAAGUACACAAAGUCACCAUGUGUUAAAGAAGAGUUUGUCCUCAUUUGCGAGUCAGGGGUGAGGAAUUGUCCUUGAUGCGCGAGAUCGAUGUCUUUAGACCACAGGGGUGAGAGUUGGCAGGUAUACAAUAUUCUGAAGAUACAAAUUUUGAUUGGCCUAAUAGUUGGAAAUUUUAAACUCUGUUAGCAAAAACGUCCUAGUAGAGAAGAGAAGCGCACAACUUGAGAAAUGGAGGGUCACCUGAAAUGCUUACACUAGCAAAGCUAAUAAAAAUUAAGGUACUAUUGCAUCAGUUUUCGAAUUUAACGUUUAAAUUAUAUUAUAUGUGCCUCUUAGCGAAUUGAGAUCGGCGGAACAUUGAGAGCUGUAUCCGAUAUGUUCGAAAUAUACACGUUACUAUAAGAGUGAGGACUGCUUUGGGACCUUUAGGAGCUUGUUGUUACUUGCUUCAAUAGUUAUUGACCAAGCAAUGUAAACCCUUUAAGCCUGAGAUCACAAUCAAUAUUAUAAUAAUAGUAAUAAUAAUAAUAAUAACAAUAAUAAUAAUAAUAAUAAUAAUAAUAACGGCAACGGCAAUGGCAACAACAACGACAACGAUAACGAUAACGAUAACAAUAAUAGCAAUAAUAAAGCUGCUUGCUGAAGACAGUAGCUUAUAGAAUUAGAUACACAACCUCUUCCCCAGGGUGCUUUUCCCUGGCUUUGGAGGUGGGGGACAAGGUAGUUAGAUACAAUAGGCGUCUUGUUGUGUUUAUUGUUUAUUGUUUAUUGUUUUGUUUGCCAAAAAAUUAUACAAAUCAAAUGAAAUCUAAUUACUUAAACUCUCAUGGCGAGGAAGCCCAAGAGAAGCCACCGGGCUUAUAAGGAAUGGGCUCCCUCAGUUAGAUAAAUAGAACAAAAUAUUAUCAUAAUUACACAUGGGAAAAUCAAUGGCAGAGCUACAGUAAAUCUUAAAAUAAGUAUAUUAGAUAGUCGUACUAAUCAUAGUUCUAGGCUAAAAAAAGCGAAAUGACAAAAAGAAAAAACAAAACAAAACAAAUGAAAAUAAAAGAGCAAAGGAAGAAAAAAAAAUACACAUAUAUAUAUAUAUAUAUAUAUAUAUAUAUAUAUAUAUUACUAUUUAUGAUAAGAGGAAUGCUUUCAGUUUACAGCAAAAGGAAGCGGUACUUGUUGCAUUUCGAAUUUCAAAACUAAGAGAGUUAGUUGUGAGUCAUUUUAAAACUAUUUCCCUGUUAUUUUAGGCGGGCUUAGCAUCACCAUCCAAUCCAGAGCAGGUGCUUAUUGCAUUGGAGCCUGAGGCGGCCUCAGUAUACUGCAGAGAGCGUAAAGUGUGGGAAUUUAUCAAUGAGCGCGGGAGCGCUGAGUCGUCAUUGAUCGACACUCUUUCUUAUCCAAAAACGCAGUACGUGGUGGUCGACAUCGGAGGUACGAAAAAUGAAAUACAGAAUUAACUACUGAUCUUCAUAGUUUUAAGCAUGUCAUCCAGAGCUCGUCAAGGAGUGAAGUCAUCAUCAUCAUCAUCAUCAUCAUCAUCAUCAUCAUCAUUUUCACCCUCCGUUUUCCACUCAUUUUCAUCAUCAUCAUCAUCAUCAUCAUCAUCAUCAUUUCCAUCCUUACAAUCAUCACAGUCAUCAUCAUCAUCAUCAUCAUCAUCAUCAUCAUCAUCAUCAUCUUCACUCACCUUGUCCUAAUCAUACUCACCAUCAACCUCGUCCCCAGAGCUUUUCCCUCAAAAAAUGGGUGGGGCGGGAAAAGGCCCUGGCAUCGGGUGGUCACGUACACCCUAGAAUCCUGGGUGUAAUAAAUUAGCGUCAUGUGAAAAGCUAAAAUUAUGCGUAACCUCACAGCGCGCGAUCUUGGGCAACCUUCUAUAUCUCUUGACGAUUAACGAAAAGUUCUAAAAGGUUUCCUUUAUGUCACAGAUACUGGCUAUGGUAAUUUUUUGCUAUCCUCAUAUUUCUAUGAAGGGGACAGCGAGUAAUAUUUGUAAAACUUCUGUUUAUAGAGCGGUAUAAAUGACAAACAAGCUAUCGUACGUGCAUAAAGGUUUUGCUGGAAAAGUCCGCUUUCUCUACUCUUCUGAUAUUUUAUUUCAUUUCUUGCGAAGUGGGCCGCCGUACAUAGCCUAGUUCUAUUCACCUUAACUCUCAGCCAUAUCAUAGCGACACGCGUUGAUUUAGACUUAUCCUGUAUGACCUGUAUUUUUAAAAAAUUCAUCGACCUUUGCGAUCAAACGACUGGCAACAAAAAAAACUUGGGUCUAUUUAAAAUUGACAGAGCUGUAGUUGAUUCCAAUCGAUCAGUCAGUCUUCCCUUUGAUAUAAGGAAAAUCCUUUGUACUUAUCGUCGGAACAGAAAAGAUAUAAGAGUUCUUCAAAUGUUUCAGAUCGGCGACCAGUCAUCGUUCCUGGCUGGAGGGCUGACUUGUAUCCGGCGCGGAGAUUUGUUUGUUUCAUGGUCGCGGGUUGUAGAGAAGACCAGACUUCAUAAAGCAUUUUGAUAAACUAUUCUAUUUCAAUUAAGUUCAAUUUCUUUAAAUUCACUGCAGAUCCUGAAGGCAAAGGCCCGCAUUUUUGUUUGACAUUGGACAAAAUCACUUCCCGCUUUUUACCGUUAAGUAAUUCCACAGUCACGAUGAAGUUUACAGGGUGUUUCAAAAGUUCGUUCCGAUUUUUUAUUCGCUUAAAUUUCACUAAUUAUUAAAAAAAAACCUUUUUUAAAACUUGGUAUGUUAUUCAUUAUUCACUCAACAUUGAAUAACUAAAAUAUUAGUGAACAGAAUGUCUUUUUGUAUGUUUUCUGACAUUUUUAAGCAGUGAGGUAUAGAAUGUACGAGCUCCCAGAGCGUGUCCAAAGUCACAUUCUUCCAGGCGAAGCGUAGUCACUGUCUUAGCUCGUCCAGUGUUUUGGGGGUAAGAGCUUUGUAUGUUGUCUCAUCUACGAUAAUCCAGAUGGUCUCUAGGGGGCUCACAUCAAGUGAGUUUGCCGGCCAGUCCUCCUUUGGUAUAAAGUUUGCAAAUCCUUCUGACACCAUCCCUGCAUGAACCGCCUUUUUCUCUUCAAGGCUUUCCAACUUUUUCUGGUAACUUAUCCCCAUACCGUUGUGCUCGAAACUUUGAUCGAUAAUGUAAAGUUGAAAAUUUUUUACCUUUCUGUUUUGUGGAAUUAUUUGGCAUAUACUUACGGCUUUUUCGAUAAUAUUUCACACACAGUUUGUGAAAAAACGGCCAUCCACUCCUUGGUUUGUGUUCUAAGGCCUUUACUUUUGACCACUUGUUAGGUCAUCGUUCAGACUUCUUCAAUUUUUUUUGGACUGAAUGGCCAGAGGAACAUAAAAUUAGAUGCCUGAGCUCUAGCACAAACAGUGUAGGCCUUCAUUUUCGUGAAGGAGUAGAGGAAAUAAAAGAAAGCGUUAAAAAUACCAAAAUAGAAAACCUUCAAAAUGAGCAGGAAAAGUAUGGCGGGAAAAACCUCGUGUACGUGUACAGUUACGGCAAAAAUUAAAAAAAUAUAUAAUUUCUUCAAAUUCUAGUUUGAAAUUGCUUUCAACGGUUAUUUAGAUAAAUGUCUUACCUGAAUCAGUUUAUUUGCCUAAAGAAGCAUUAAAUGCUUUGCGCAAAAUACAAUUUACAAUCGGAACGAACUUUUGAAACACCCUGUAGUCGAAGUGGGACAUAAAAGCUUGUCUCAAUGCUGAAGCAUUUGACAUAUUUUGUACGUGACAACGUAGAGCCGGUCUGCCCUUUCAUAAACUCUUGCAUUUGAAUAAUGCGCAAUUAAAUGGAACUUAAGCUUUUGAAUCGCACACAAGCGAAAAUAUUGACAUAGUUCGCGAUGUUAGAAUUUUCCAUUGUUGUUCCCUUCUGUCAGCGCAAAACCAGCGGGUUUAGCUUGUCAGGAAUAUUUAGGCUGUACACGUGACCAGACGAUGCCAGGGCCUUUUCCCGCCGGACCCAUUUUUUAGGGAAAAGCCCUUGGGACAAGGUUGACUCACCAUUAUCUACAUCAUCACCCUCAUCGUCUUUUUCAUCCUCACCUUCAUCUUCAUCUUCAUCAUCAUCAUCGCCAUCCUCAUUCUUAUCCUCAUCUUUAUCUACAUAAUCAUGACAAACCCUACUGUUUAGCGUUUCUAAAUGCUCCGUCUUUGAUCUGCUAGGUGGUACUCUCGACGUGACUGUGCAUGAGAUCCAAGAAAACGGUACAAUAAAGGAGAUCCAUCAAGCAACUGGCGGUCCUGCAGGUGGACAAAAUAUAAAUAUCAAGUUCAGAGAACUUCUGGAAAAAAUUUUUAGCAAACGAAUAAUUGAAGAUUAUAUCCGUGAACAUCCAGUCGAUUGGUUGUACUUAAUGAAUGACUUUGAGGUCAAAAAACGCGGAAAACGGGUCUCUCAAGGAGCAACCACAAGAAUUCGUUUGCCAAACAGCUUUGUGAGCAAAUUCGCGAUUGGAAAGGGCUGGGAUGUAAACACAUUUAUUCAAGAGCAUUACAGUCUUGACCACAUCAAGGUUCAACGGAACGAGUACCUUUGUCUUGAAGCAAAAGUCAUGAGAGAACUUUUUGACCCAGUCUUGGAUCAAAUAAAUACACAUCUCUCAAACCUUUUUGCCAUGGAGAACUUGUCUGGAGUUAAAUACGUCUUUCUUGUCGGAGGGUUUGCGGAGUCAGCACUACUCCAGGAGAGAAUAAAAAGGCAUUUCGGCCACAGUUAUCGCAUUAUGGUUCCUCAGAACGCCUCACUUGCAGUUGUCCAAGGAGCCGUUAUGUUUGGCCAAAACCCUGAGGUCUUCCAGUCUAGAGUAAUGACUGCUUCCUAUGGCAUCCGUGUACACAGGCUAUUUCUCGAUGGUCUCCAUCCCGAGUCCAAAAAAAUUGUCGUCAACGGGAUCCCCAGAUGCAAAGAUAUCUUCUUCAAGUUCGUGAAAGUGGACGAGGUGGUAAGAGUCGGCGAAAUUCGUCGUUUCCCUGGCUUUGCACCUUUGACAGGAGACCAAAAGCGAAUUAAGGUCGAUUUCUACCGGUCGGAAAUCGCUGAAGCGGAAUUUGUUACAGAUUACGGCGUACAGAAGGUACCCUGCCAAGGAUUGGUACUAGAGACACCGGAAGCUUGGAAAACGAGAGACAUCGAAAUAAACUUGAGCUUUGGAGGAACGGAAAUAAAGGUGACAGUUGUUAAUCCAACAAGUAAUAAGCAGUGCACUGCUUACCUGGACUUCUUAACCAAAAAUGAGUAG
Porites evermanni is the source of this 11524-nucleotide messenger RNA. The record is from the annotation of a GenBank genome assembly. NCBI's taxonomy places the organism in Eukaryota, Metazoa, Cnidaria, Anthozoa, Scleractinia, Poritidae.